AAAUGGCCACCGUACACAUUAAUGGCCGCUCUACAACAUUGGCGUUUAGGUACUGUCUUUCUUCAUUCCAGUUCUCUAUGGUCUUGGAAGUGGGUGUCAGUAUGCUGCUGGAGGACUGAAGUGUGCUAGUCAAAGCCAGGCAUAAAGCCGUAGGUCGGGCAAGGAUGGCAGGCAUUAUCAAGCGGCAGAUUCUAAAGCAUUUGUCCAGGUUUACCAAGAACUUGACACCAGAGCAGAUCAACUUGAGCACGCUUAGGGGUGAAGGUCAACUGACAGACCUGCAGCUGGAUGAGGAAGCCAUUCAGAACAUGCUUGGCUUACCUACAUGGUUGGCUAUCACACGUAUUUACUGUAAUCGGGCCUCCAUCAGGAUACAGUGGACCAAGCUGAAGACUCAUCCUAUUUGUUUGAUGCUUGAUAAAGUAGAGGUUGACAUGAAAACAUGUGAAGAUCCUCGACCACCAAAUGGACCAUCCCCUAUUGCAGUGGCUUCAGGUCAGAGUGAAUAUAGCUUUGCAGAGAAGGUGGUAGAAGGCAUGUUCCUGGAGGUUGGUUGUGUCAUUAUCAAGAUAGAGUCCCGGACAUUCCAUGCAUCUCUGCAACUGUGGCAACUCGAAGGUUAUAGCGUCAGCCCAAAUUGGCAGAAAACUGAUCUGCGCUUCACCCGCCUCACUCACCCUCACAAAGGAGAAGUUCUUACCUUUAAAGAAGUCAUAUGGCAGACCCUUCGUGUAGAGGCUGAUGCAUCUGAAGACAGCGAGGAUGCUCCUAGCACCCCUUUGCGUCUGCUCACAAGUGGAGGACGUUUACAUGUUGCGCUAAAGAGAAGGAUGAAGGACUGUCUAGUGCUUUGUUCCAAGCUUACUCUUCUACUGGAUGAACUUUUAUGGGUGCUUACAGACUCUCAGCUACGGGCUUUACUGUCCUAUACAAAAUCUUUGAGUGAAGCUGUGCAGAAAUCAAUGAGGCAGAGGAAAAAUAGAGGAGAAGAGCAGGCUACAUCUUCUCCCACAGCUCCAUCUUUGUGGCCUCUUACUUCUUUACCUUCUACUGCAUCUAGUUUAGGUCAGUACUUUGAUAAGUUUGAUAUAAAGGAAACUUCUUAUCAUUUGUUGAUCUCGAGGCUGGAUUUGCAUGUGUGUGAUGAGAGCUCACCCAAGAGAACAUGCACAGUUGCAGGAGGUGCUAUUCAGCUCACCCUUCGUGGAGUUAUUCUGGACUAUUAUCCAUCCCACAGACAAGGGCAGAGCUUUUCUCACUGGCAUUAUGUUUCCCCUGCCAUUGGAACAUGUGAACAAUGGACACAGGAUCUUGCUAAGGAGAAACAGUCCCGAGAAGAACCAAACCUCACUGCAAAUGGAACAUCUCCUACAAAACAAAGCAAAAUGAGUACGUCUUCACCUCCACUAUAUUUCUUCUGUGUUCUCAUACGGGUAGACCGCAUAGACAUUCAUCAGAUCUCUUCAUCUGGUCAAGCUGCUCAGAAGCCCCCACUUCUUUCCUGUGGGCAUAUUCCUUACUCUUUCUCUGCCAUCCACUUGCAGUACAUGGAAUAUUACCAUCCUCCUGGAGAAAACGUUCCAGUGCCCUCUCCUGCUUUGUACAUUCAGUUACAUGGUUUGCUGCUCUGUCUGGCUGCACCCUCCAUUCUGUGGUUAAAUCAAUUCAUGUUGGAUAUGUACCACCACAUUCAUCAGUUUGCUGAAGAGCCUGAGAAAGCUAAAGAACAUAGAGAUAUUCGCCUUGAUGGGUUUAACUUGAAGCUGAAUUUUCCAGUGGUAAACCCUCUGUGCCAAGUGAAAGAGCGACCUCACUCAAUAUGUGCUCAUCUUCCUUUAGUUACGCUCACAAAUACCCGUCAAGGUCCUGGUUCCACUCUAAACCAUCUUCAGCAGUGCUUCCGUUUAUUUGCUUCAGAACCAUCUUUUCACUGCCCUCUGGGGCCCCUGCAUCCUAUAUUCCUAGCACAUGUUUUCCCUUCAUCAACUCCUCCAUCCAACUCCUUGUGGAGUUUGUACAGCCCAAGCUUAUCAUUGUAUUUUGAAGAGGCAACGUCUAAACAGCAGAUUGUCAUGUCAGAUUGUCUUCCUUUUACUGCCUGGGCAUGUUUGCUGCAUCCUGAACAAAAACUUCAGGUUCUUUUAAGUGUUGAAGGCCUGGCAAGGCUGAAACUUAAUCACUACCAAUACCUUACUUUGCUCCGUGCCCAAGAACAGCUUCGGGAUUUACUGGAGCAAAUGCAAAAUAUGGUACCUCCAUUUAAAGAACAGGGUUUAGCAAAGUCAGCACCUGCUCAUGUGGCUGUCUGUUUAGGAUUGCUGAUACCAGAGGUCAAAGUGUCUCUUUUACUUCCCUCUUCUUUUUCCUUGGCAAACCCUUCUGAGUCUGUGGACUCUGAAAAAAGCAGCCUGAUUUGUUCUGAACCGACAGAAGGGGGAAUAGGAAUUGGAUUGGAGAAAAUGAGGCUAAGCACUGUUUAUGUUGAGGGAGGAGUAGAUACUCAAGGAGCAAUGGAAGCAGGUGAAGAAAGGCAUGAGGACAGUGCAGUUCAGCAACUGAAGCUAACCCAAGAAAAAAAUGUUAUUCACACAAAGGACUCAGUCAGUCAAACAGUACAAGAAGAGCAAAUAUUUAGGGAAGCCGUUCAGAGGAAAGAGCAUACCCAAGGCAUUUUUCAGGGAAAGGAAUUUGUACGGGGUACUUUGCUAAGUACAAUUGGUCGGACACGGGAGACUCUGAACUUGGGAAAGGAGAAGAUGCAACACCUUCUGAAAGACACUAGACAAAAAGACAAAGAUGCACCUCUCUUAAGAACAGAGUCUCAACAAUCUCUUGAUAGAUUCUCAAUAGAAGGAUUUGAUGCUGUAUCUCUUGAUGGUGAAGCUAGUGAUGCUUUCUUGCAUUUACUAGAUACAGAAUAUUUAUAUGGUUCACAACAGACUGAAAAAGUAGCCAGUACUGGAAAAGACUUAACAGAUCAAGAGAAUGUAUCACAAAUUACAGAGGGACCUGAACCACAGCAGAUAAUGAGUCUCUCCCUUAUUGAUGUUAUCUGUAUUGCACGUGUGCAAGAGGAUGAUGUUUCUGUCACCCUCCAAGCAAUGAAACUCAGUUGUGGACCAAAAUCAGGGGAUAAUAAGGGUCCUUUGGAAGUCAAAAGCCCUACUUCCCCUGUAUCCAAGCCCCAUGUUUCCAUGCAGUUCAAUAUCGGUUCCUCUGUUGAUUUUCAGUCGCCUCUUGCCAAACAAAAUGGAAGUUUGCAGCUGUGGAUUCAGAAUUUUACCUCGGAACUCCCUGUUUCCUCCCUAACUCACAUUGGGCCAUUCCUAGAGGAUGAACAGCUCAGUGAAAUUAUGCCCCUAACGAUUCAUAUUUCCAACAGCAGCAUUUCACUCAGGGAUAAUGGGCCAAGUCUGUACUCUUCUUCGCUGCCCCCUCAACCGGUCAUAGUCAGUAUGCAAAAUAUCAAACUUCAUCGGAAAGAGGAUGGAAUCUUCUUUGUAACAGGGGAUGACACAAAUGCUGCCCCUUCUCUGGAUAAGGAAGAAGUAUCAGUAUUACCACAAAGCAAGGAGGAACUGCAAAAAGAACUAAUAGCUGCACAGAUCAAGCUCGACCAGCAGAAUGAACAGAAACUGAGGCUUCUUCGGGAGAUUUGGAAAUACGAUCCUAACUUUGAGCUUUGACACUGGUUGAUGUUGACAAAAAAAAAAUCUUACCCUUUUUUCUUUUAACCAUGCUCAAUAGUGUCUUCCAUGUUAUUAAUUCCCAUUCAGAGAAUGGUUUCCAGUAAGAAUUGGUUGUUUUAAAUGCUGGUGGUAAACUAAAGUAAGAACUACUGUUUGAUCCUCUGUGAUGGAAAGCUUGUGAGUAAAUCACUAGGUCCUGUUAGUUUUAGCUUUGUUUUUAUUUGUGCCAUGAAUAAGAAACUGUCAAGAAAUGCUGGUUUAUAUAACUGAAUUGUCUGUAUGAUAGGGUAAUUAGUGGACAUCACUGUGAUUAAAAGGAAAAUUAAUUAACUAAUUAUUUAUUUGAGUUCAAAACAAAAUGUUACAUGUGGAAAAACAUUUUAUUAAUAAGUAAAAUUUUUUUUUUUCAUUGUA
Xenopus tropicalis (tropical clawed frog) is the source of this 4103-nucleotide messenger RNA. RefSeq names its product bridge-like lipid transfer protein family member 3A (gene bltp3a). The record is from RefSeq and is a predicted model, not a curated record. The transcript is spliced from 21 exons. Lineage: Eukaryota; Metazoa; Chordata; Amphibia; Anura; Pipidae. The coding region runs from base 165 to 3686 and encodes 1173 amino acids.